Prionailurus viverrinus (fishing cat) is the source of this 1347-nucleotide messenger RNA. RefSeq names its product calcium homeostasis modulator family member 4 (gene CALHM4). Gene Ontology annotation, molecular function: monoatomic cation channel activity. Bases 107 to 1051 code for a protein of 314 amino acids. The record is from RefSeq and is a predicted model, not a curated record. The transcript has 2 exons. NCBI's taxonomy places the organism in Eukaryota, Metazoa, Chordata, Mammalia, Carnivora, Felidae.
UUGACACAGCCAGUUAAACCAGUAAGGUCCCAUAAAAUGGUUAUAGCUGGUGGAGUCUAACGAUCAGAAAGGGCCGGAAGCUGAUUCGUGUAAGAGCUUCCCGACGAUGAGCCCGACUCUCAACAAUAUUGUGUCUUCCCUGCAGAGAAGUGGAACAUUUAUCAAUGCUUUAAUUGCUGCUUCGACUAUUGGUGGGCAACAGCUGUUCUCUUCUUUCACAUUCAAAUGUCCUUGCCAGGUUGGGAAAAAUUUCUACUAUGGUUCUGCUUUUCUACUCAUUCCAGCCUUGCUCCUUCUGGUUGCUGGCUAUGCCCUGAGAAGCCAGAUGUGGACAAUGAGCCGUGAAUACUGCUGCAGCUGUGCUCCUCCACGCCGGAGAAUCAGCCUCUUGGAGCGCAAGCUGGCUUGCCUUAGGUUCUUCAGCAUCACUGGGAGGGCACUUGUUGCUCCGUUAACAUGGCUGGCGGCAACCCUGCUGACAGGCACCUACUAUGAAUGUGCGGCAAGUGAAUUCGCAUCUGUGGACCAUUACGCAGUAUUUGACAAUGUCAGUGCCAGCAGACGGGAACAGAUCCUAGCUGGGUUUCCAUGUUGCAAAUCAACUCCAUCUGACAUGAUCCAAGUGAGAGAUGAAGUAGCUCUUCUGCACAGAUACCAGUCACAAAUGCUGGGCUGGAUUUUGAUCACCUUGGCAACCGUCGCUAUCCUAGUGUCCCGCUGCUUGGCGACGUGCUGCUCCCCCCUCCCCUCUCGGCAGCACUGGUACUGGACCAACCACCUCCGCAACGAGAGGGAGCUCUUUGAACAAGCUGCAGAACAGCAUUCGAGGCUCCUCAUCACGAAGCGCAUACAGAAACUCUUUGGCUUCAUUCCUGGAAAGGAAGACGUCAAACGCAUCCGCAUUCCUUCGUGUCAGGACUGGAAAGAGAUUUCAGCACCCAGUCUUCUCUGCAUGGGGGACGAUUUGCAAGGUCACUACAGCUUCCUUAGAGACAGGCUGGAUGAGGAGAGUGAGGAAAGCAAAUCUGAAGGCAUCGAAUUACGACCUUGAUUAUAGCACCUCUCACAGGUCAGGUUGCUUAACAGAUACUUUGAUGGAGUUUCAGUGUCAUCUCUUUAACUUUUUCUGUGUCUUUUGGUAUUUGUUUAAAUAAGCCCAUUCAAGAUGCUAGUUCCAAAGUCACUUUAUCUGAUCAUUGUGCCAAUCUUUCUUUUUGGGAUUUCCUUGGUGGAAGUGGUAUAAUAUAGGUCUGGUGAUGCCUCUAUUGGUGUAAGUAAAACAAUAUGGAAUUUGAAGUCAUAUCAAAAUUAGAAUGUUGAUUCUAUGACUCAGUAUCUCUGUAGAAA